AUGCCGAAAGUCAGCUCAAAGUCCGCCAAAGUCCGCUCAUCUCCUAAGAAACUAGGCCCAAUAUUUGGUGGCUGUUCUGAGGAGGAGAUAAGAUCUAGAACCCUUCCGGAACUGAUCCGACCCAACCUCUCCCUUCUGUUCGUGGGGAUCAACCCAGGUCUUUACUCUGCAUACAAGGGUCACUACUACUCAAAGAAGGGUAACCAUUUCUGGCCCUGUCUUGUACAGUCCGGCCUGGUUCCCUCAAAUUUCGGACCUGAGAACGAUCAGGAUUGUUUAAGUUUGGAGACAAGUAUCGGGUUUACUGACAUUGUUAGUCGGUGUACACGUGCACAGAGCGAACUUAAAGACGAAGAGUUUGAUGAAGGAGUGAGGGAGGUGCGUGCUAAACUGAUAAAAUAUAACCCGAUGGUGGUUGUGUUCAAUAGUAAGCAGAUAUUUUCCCGGUUCACGGGAGAGAAAAUGAAGGAUGUGAAGAGUGGGCGGCAGAGUUACAAGUUGGAGGGGUGUUUUAGUGUGUUCUACAUGAUGACUAACACUUCCCCUCUCAACGCUCAUUUCCCUACCGUACAGUCUAGAAUGUUCUAUUAUGAAGAGAUUAAGAGUUUGUUAGCAGAGCAGAGGGUGAGUCCAUACUGGAGAACUAACUCGGAGAAUAGUCAGGGAAAUGGUUACAUGGACAAUGGGUCAGAUGAUCAUUGA
Molecule: messenger RNA, 702 nt
Organism: Bolinopsis microptera
Lineage: Eukaryota; Metazoa; Ctenophora; Tentaculata; Lobata; Bolinopsidae
Product: G/T mismatch-specific thymine DNA glycosylase-like
Exons: 1
Coding region: 1-702 (233 amino acids)
Biological process (GO): base-excision repair, AP site formation
Cellular component (GO): nucleus
Molecular function (GO): uracil DNA N-glycosylase activity; pyrimidine-specific mismatch base pair DNA N-glycosylase activity
Source: RefSeq, a predicted model, not a curated record